UUAAAUGCAUUCUACCUUGGCUGCAUUGUGGUUUGUUGUUUAUAUGUCAACAAGUGCUUAGUUUACCGAUAACAUUAUCUGGAUAUUUUUAAUUCUAAAAUUAAAUCUAAACCAUCAAUAGAAUAUCCUGUUUAACUAUAGAAACAUCUACUACUUGUAGCAAAUGGGACCUUCCCAAAUGGACCUGGACCUAGAGUAAUUGUUUCAGUACUCCGGCGGUGCCCCGAACUCCUCAGUAAUCGCGCAUAUAGGUAGAGUCCAUGCACUUAUUUGUAAGCUUCAUAUAAAUGUGUGGUCAGCAAGGAAGUUGGACUCCACUUAAAUGGGCCUCAGAAACACCCAAUAAUUCUUUGUAGCUAAAGCCUAGUUGUUUAAAGUCAAAGUCAGACCUGCAAAUAAAUGCAUUUCAUAAAGAUCCGCCGGCCUGUUGCUUCAAUGUAUAUAAAUGCAAGGCCAGAAUUUAGUAAAAUAACAACCCAAACCCAUCCUUCAAGAGCUGCAGACAAUCAAACCAUUUUUUCAUUAGCAAACCAGAACACAGAGAGAGAGAGAGAGAGAGACAGAGAGAGAGAGAGAGAGAGAUGCAAAAGCAAGGCAGACAUAACUGGGUGGUGCUGGUCCCCUGUCCAUUCCAAGGGCACAUAACUCCCAUGCUUCAACUUGGCCAUGCUCUUCACUCCAAAGGCUUCUCCAUUGUUGUCGCCCACACGAAGUUCAACUCUCCGAAUUCAUCGAACCACCCUGAUUUUGUCUUCCUAUCCAUACCGGACAAUUUUUCCCAUCACAUUAAUCCGUUUGAAAUCAUUUCGGGCCUGAAUGAAAACUCCAAAGAAACGUUCAAGGAGUGUUUGGCUCAGUUUAUGGAGAAACACAAGCCAGAUGAUCGAGUUUCCUGCAUCAUUUCUGAUAUCGCCCUGAACUUUUUGGAUGACGUGGCUAAGGAUCUCAACGUUCAAAGCAUCGCGUUGUCCACCAACAAUGCUUCGUUCAACCUAGCUUUGUCUGGCAUUCCGCGGCUCCACGCCCAAGGUCUCAUUCCCGUGCAAGAUUCUACACUGCAGGACCUAGUGCCGGAGCUUCAUCCACUCAGGUUUAAGGAUAUACCUGUAUCCAGUUUUGCAACUUUAGAAGAAUUUCUUGAAAAACUUAGCAAAAGCAAAAGAUCAUCUUCGGCAAUUGUUUGGAACACCAUGGAACUCCUUGAGCAAACAUCACUGGCACAGCUCCAGCAACACUACCAGUGCCCAUUCUUCACAAUAGGCCCUCUGCACAAAAUUGUUCCCUCUUGUUCAACUAGUUUACUAAAAGAAGAAACUAGCUGCAUUUCUUGGCUAGACAACCAAGCCCCUAACUCUGUUAUUUAUGUGAGCUUGGGGAGUACAGCUUUUGUGGAUGAGAAAGCUCUAAUUGAGAUGGCUUGGGGGUUGGCCAAUAGCCACCAACCAUUCUUAUGGGUUAUUCGACCUGGCUCGGUUAGGGGGUCGCAGUGGAUUGAACUACUGCCGGAGAAAUUCACAGAGCAAAUUGGGGAUAGAGGUUGCAUUGUGAAAUGGGCUCCCCAGAAGGAAGUUUUGGCACAUAAAGCAGUGGGAGGAUUUUUGAGUCACUGUGGGUGGAAUUCAACCCUGGAAAGUAUUUGUGAAGGAGUUCCGGUGAUUUGUUGGCCAUGUUUUGGCGACCAGAAAGUGAAUGCAAGGUACUUGAGUACUGUAUGGGGGAUUGGCCUAGAGUUGGAGCAUGAGGUGGAUAGAGGGGAAAUCGAAAGGGCUGUUAAGAGACUUUUGGUGGACGAAGAAGGGAAGGAAAUUAGGCGGAGAGCUAUUGAGUUGAAGGAAAGGACAGAGGUUUCUACGAGGGAAGGCGGUUUUUCCUUCAAUUCCUUGAAUGCGUUGGUGGAACACAUCCUGUCAUUUUGAUUACGAAGAUGGCAGUGGCAAGUUGAGAGAAGAACAGAUGCUCCAAGGGUGUAGACUGCAGAUUGUAUCCAAAGCUGAUCCAUCCAAUCGUUCAUACGGGUUGUGAAUCAAUAGUUCUUUCUUAGCAGUUUGAGUAAGAUCAGGUCCUCCUGCAUUUGAAAUUUUUCAAGAAGAAUAAUCACAUUUCCUGUACUUUGAAAUUUUGAAUUUCCAAUACAACAUAUACUUGCAAAA
Molecule: messenger RNA, 2150 nt
Organism: Rhododendron vialii
Lineage: Eukaryota; Viridiplantae; Streptophyta; Magnoliopsida; Ericales; Ericaceae
Product: UDP-glucose iridoid glucosyltransferase-like
Exons: 2
Coding region: 582-1916 (444 amino acids)
Molecular function (GO): UDP-glycosyltransferase activity
Source: RefSeq, a predicted model, not a curated record